Messenger RNA from Racocetra persica, 294 nucleotides. NCBI's taxonomy places the organism in Eukaryota, Fungi, Glomeromycota, Glomeromycetes, Diversisporales, Gigasporaceae. The record is from the annotation of a GenBank genome assembly.
GAACAAAGUCUAAAACCUAAAAUGUACGAAUUUUUGAGUUUUAUAGUUGUUGAUUAUCUAUCUGAAGUUUAUGGGAUACCCGAUGCUUAUGAAUGUAUCGAUGAGAGUCUGCCUUUUCGCCUAGUUCUGGACAUCGAUGCGAGGCAAAAACCUGAUCCUAUGAAUCCCAAACACCCUUCUUUAGAUGAAUAUAAAAUUUCUCGUGAAGAUUUAUUAUCCAGAAUCUUAAUUGCCUGUGCUGAUAUUAUAUACUUCGAUUUAAAACAUCUCAUAACUUUAAAUGCUUUACCUUAG